Molecule: messenger RNA, 1188 nt
Organism: Ascochyta rabiei
Lineage: Eukaryota; Fungi; Ascomycota; Dothideomycetes; Pleosporales; Didymellaceae
Exons: 1
Coding region: 1-1188 (395 amino acids)
Cellular component (GO): nucleus
Source: RefSeq, a predicted model, not a curated record
AUGUCCGCACCCAACACCCACCUCUCCGCCAAGGACGCGCAUCUCUACGGCGCCAAGAACACGGCACGGAGCAAGCGCAGGGAGAUCAGCAGCUCCAGCACCGUCGCCUUCUCCUCGACCCUCGCCCACCUCAUCAAGGCCUCGUCGUCGACGGCAGAUGGCAGCACGCCCUCGACCGCCGGCCGCGCCCGCCCGCGCAAGGACGACAUCAAGACGCACAAGGACGACAUCUUCAAGACGCACAACAAGAACGACAUCUUCAAGACGCACAACAAGAACGACAUCUUCAAGACGCACAACAAGAACGUGAAGAAGCGUGCCCUCGCCGACCUCGCCGACGCCGACCUCGCCACCCAGAAGCACAGAGGGCGCACCGGCGCCGAGAAGGAGGCAGACGAGGCCUCGUGGAAGCGCACCCAGCGCCGCAUGGAAGAAAAGGCGCGUCUGUAUGCAGCCCUGAAGAGAGGAGACGUCGAAGACACCGACGACAGGUACGGCGUCGACUUCGACCGCAAGUGGGCCGACACCGAGGCGGCAGCCGCCGCGGGUAACGCCUCGUCCUCGUCCUCGUCCGACGGCGGCGACAGCGCCGACGAAGAGCACGUUGAAUACGUCGACGAGUUCGGCCGCACCCGCAAGGGCACCCGCGCCGACGCCCUGCGCGAGGAGCGCCGCAAACGCACCCUCGCCCACGACGUGCCAGACCGCUUCACCGCCCGCCCCAGCAUGCCCGACCACGUCAUCUACGGCGACACCGUCCAGACCAACGCCUUCAAUCCAGACGAGACCAUUGCCCAGCAGAUGGCCGACCUCGCCGCCAAGCGCGACAAGGAGCUCACGCCGCCCCCCGACCUGCACUUCGACGGGCGUGCCGAGGCCCGCUCCAGGGGCACCGGCUUCAUGUACUUUGACCAAGACGAAGAGGAGCGCCAGAAGCAGAUGGCGAACCUCGACAAGGAGAGGGCCGAGACCGAGCGCGUCAGGAAAGAGCGCAAAGAGGCCAUCGACAAGAGGAAGGAGAUGAUCAAGGAGAAGAAGAGGCUCAUGGCCGAGAAGCGGAGCAAGGGCAAGGCAGAGAAGUUCCUGGACGCGCUUGGUGUGGAAUUGGCCAUGGGUGGGGAGGGAGACGAAGCGGACAAGCAGCGCGUGGUGGUGGAGGAGGAGGCAGAAAAAUCCCACGAGGCCUGA